AUGUCAUUUCGAAUCAACGAUUAUAACGCCUUUUUGAAAUCACUAUACGAUAGAAAAGGAAACCAGAGGGAAGACAUUGAACAAAGAGAUAUGGAAUUCAAAGAACAAGGCGGCGAAGAAGAAAAUGAACAAGAUAGUAUGAGACUGUCCAUAGGCACAGGAGGAGUGAACCUACAACAAUCUUCAUCCAUAAAGAAUUUCCCAGUGGAUUUCGAUUUCGGGUUAUUUCCACCUACAACAUUGGAUUCUCCUACGGAACCAAUCGAUAUGGCGGAAUUUGCAUUGGAGAGCAGUCUCCCAGACCAAAAUUUUGACUUAUUCAGCAGUAUACCCAAGAAGCCCUUGUUUCAACAGCCUCAACAGCAAAUGCAACAGCUGAAGCGAAACCCGUCACAGUCUCAAUCCCAAUCACACAUACAGCAGCAGUUGAUGCAAAACCAAGCACAAGAGAGUACUCUAGACUCUCUGCAGAGUAUGUUCCUGCCAAUGACGUCCGGAGUAGGCGAAUUGGACACUUAUUAUAUCAAACAAGAGUUUGAUGAACUAGAAGGAUCGAAUAUUCCUACCCCGCCAACAAGAACAUGGAAGUCAAAAUCAGUUGCAAUGCUGAGCAGAGAAAAGUACACACCAUCAGCAUCAUCAUUUGCUGCAAACACAAUGCUGCCUCCGCUUAACUCUAUGAGCUCGCGGCCCAGAGCAAAGUCUUCACAUAAUGUCAUAGAGCAGAGGUACCGUAACAAAAUUAAUGAUCGUUUCACCACUCUUCAGAACUCCGUGCCCACACUUCGCGUGAUUUCCAGACGUUCUAGUGGGAGAGAUGAUUUAGAAGACGGAGGAGAGGGAGAUUAUGAAGAGGAUAUAGGAAAUUCCACAGGAGGGGACGAAGGGUCAGAUAUUGAUUUAGAAGGUUUAGAGCCUGCAAGAAAGCUCAGCAAGGGAACUAUUUUGGCCAAAUCUGUCGAGUAUAUUAAAUUCUUGGAGAACAAGAAUUCCAAGUUGAAGCUACAACAAGAAGAGCUUUUAUCGAAGGCCAGGCUACUUGGGCUAUCAAUAGAUGAAGAAGAUUUAUGCAUUAGCUGA
Molecule: messenger RNA, 1080 nt
Organism: Dujonia railenensis
Lineage: Eukaryota; Fungi; Ascomycota; Pichiomycetes; Serinales; Debaryomycetaceae
Source: the annotation of a GenBank genome assembly